Saccharomycopsis crataegensis is the source of this 519-nucleotide messenger RNA. RefSeq names its product MARVEL domain-containing protein. The record is from RefSeq and is a predicted model, not a curated record. The transcript has a single exon. NCBI's taxonomy places the organism in Eukaryota, Fungi, Ascomycota, Saccharomycetes, Ascoideales, Saccharomycopsidaceae. Gene Ontology annotation, cellular component: eisosome; plasma membrane. Gene Ontology annotation, biological process: eisosome assembly; protein localization to plasma membrane. Bases 1 to 519 code for a protein of 172 amino acids.
AUGGCUUUACCAAUUGCAGACAUCAUCCUUAGAGGGUUCAAUACCGCCUUCCUUAUAAUUGUCCUUGGGUUGACCGGGUCUUUGAUUGAAGGUCAACAAAGCUCCCACGCCAGAGUCAACAUGGCGCUUUUCGCUUCAGUCUUUGGUAUUGUGUUCUCCUCGUUUUAUGCAGUGCUUGCCGCCUUUGUUUCGGUGUUUGCCUGGCCAAUCUUGUUGUUUAUUGCUGACUUUUUGAACUUUGUCUUCACUUUUUCUGCCGCCACUGCUUUGGCUGUUGGUAUCAGAUGUCAUUCAUGUACCAACCAAUCUUACUUGAACAGCAAUGCCAUUAUUGAAGGGUCCGAAGAUAGAUGUAGAAAGUCCCAAGCCUCAGUUGCCUUUUUGUAUUUCAGUUUCUUCAUUUUCCUUGUCAACUUGGUGAUGUCUACUUUUACUCUUGUUAACGGCGGUGCCUUUGGCUUCGGGGUUACCGGAAGAGGUUCCACAAAAGGCGGUCUUCCAAGUGUCUCUCAAGUUUGA